This is a messenger RNA of Neodiprion fabricii, 1901 nucleotides long. It is a transcript of the gene ref(2)P, whose product is annotated as sequestosome-1. The record is from RefSeq and is a predicted model, not a curated record. Gene Ontology annotation, biological process: mitophagy; aggrephagy; endosome organization. The transcript has 3 exons. Gene Ontology annotation, molecular function: zinc ion binding; K63-linked polyubiquitin modification-dependent protein binding; protein kinase C binding. The coding region runs from base 181 to 1641 and encodes 486 amino acids. NCBI's taxonomy places the organism in Eukaryota, Metazoa, Arthropoda, Insecta, Hymenoptera, Diprionidae. Gene Ontology annotation, cellular component: amphisome; aggresome.
GGCAACUGCGCACAUCAUUCGAAGACUCUCAUCGCCUGACGACGCUUCUGUGCACGCUUCAAAAAACAAAGAGAUUUGUAAACGAUUCAAGGCGUUUACGAGGUUGAAAAAUACACAACACGCGAAUCUGCAUUCCAGAGCUUCUGACAUUCUGAGUUCACAAUCAGUUCAACAUCCACAAUGAUGUCUGAGACGGUCAGCUUCAAAGUAUUCUUGUCCAAAGAGGAGGACCCCAUCGACGCUAAGCCCGAAGUUAGGAGAUUCGGCAUCGAUAAGGACGUAGUGACGAAUUUUCUCUACCUGAACGAGAAGCUGCAGUCCGUCUUCGCGGCGCUCCGCUCGCGGCGUUUCACCAUCUCUUGGAAAGACGCUGACGGUGACAACGUCAUUGUAUCCAGCGACGAGGAGCUCAGAAUUGCCUUAUCCGAAACUGCUGAGCAAAGCAUUCGCAAACUGUACGUCGUCCUGCACUCCGAGUACCCAGCUGAGAAUGCUCAGCCGGACGCCGAGCAGCCACAGGCCAUUCACAUCGACAUAAUUUGCGACGGAUGUGAGAAGGAUGUCCAUGGAUUUCGUUACAAGUGCAUCCAAUGCCCAAACUAUGACCUGUGCGCGGAUUGCGAGUCCAAGGGACUUCAUCCGGAGCACUGUAUGAUACGCAGUCCAGUCCCGUUGCAGUGGAACCCCCACGUUGGACGUCGACUAUCGCACUUCAUGUACAAGUUAGCCAGAAAGAAUGGGCGGACUGCAAGAGAUACAGAUUUGACAAAGUGUCCCUAUAAGAGGGUAAAGUUUACCCAUAACUCGCACGCUGGGAGACCGGAGGCGGAUAGACCUUCUUGGCUGGACACUGUAACUGCCUACUUGAACGAAUGGGCUCAACUUCCGUCAGAAGGAAGCUGCCCAAUGAAAGAACAACCUGGGCAGAAGGUGGGUGAAGAAUCUAAGACUGAAACUGAGGACAAGCGAAGGAUCAAUCGACAGGCAGAGCUUUUUAAGAAUGUCGGAGAGAAUCUAGCCAAUCUUUUGAACCCAUUGAGUAUCGACGUUGAAGUUUAUCCCGAGGCUCCCAAUGCAGCUGGGAAGGCUCCUGCUGGUGGUAACGCAAAAACCCCACCUGAGAACAGCCCACCUAGUACUUCGGCACACAAAUUUCCUGGGGAAGGAAAGAAGCUAGUUGAUACUGCAUCGACUUCUGAGAACCCUGUACAUCAGCCUACUGCCGAUGUUUCCGCACCUAUCGACAAACCUAACAUGGAAAGCGAGGAGUGGACACUGCUUAAUCAACAGGAUACCCCGGUCUCUUACGUUACUGAAGGAGUUUCGAGCAUCAGUUUGUCUACUGGAGCCGUACCUAAAGUGCCGUCAACAACUGUUCCGACAGCUUCUGCACCAGUUCCGAUAUUGGCUUCUACAGUAGCUACGAAACCAAUCUAUCCCAAAUUGCCGCAACAGGCAGAGGCUCCGAUCCCAAUUUAUCACCCCGACCCAAACAUCCAACGCGCUGUGGUUGCAAUGAUGCAGAUGGGUUUCACAAACGAAGGCGGAUGGCUUACUCAGCUGCUGGCUUCCAAAAAUGGUGACAUUAGCAAGGCUCUGGAUAUUCUGCAACCAGUUCGUCCCGGCAAUAGCAAGCAGUAAAAAAAACAUGACGAAAGUAGUGGUUAAUCGUUGACGACUAAACUGCUAAUUCAAUAACGGUAUAUGUUUGAUAUCUAUGAUGUGCAUAGUUUUUACUGCAAUUUUAUUACUUUUACCGUUUAUAUUGUACGUAAAUACCGAAAAAAAGCAUUCCCUUUUGUUUGCUCAUGUUUUACUGUGAGAAAUGAUAAUAAUUCCUGCAAUGGUGAUUGUAUUGACUUUGUUUUCUGAUUCCUAAAAUAUAAACAAAGCAAAAAGCA